This is a messenger RNA of Plasmodium gonderi, 1185 nucleotides long. RefSeq names its product variable surface protein. The transcript is spliced from 3 exons. Lineage: Eukaryota; Apicomplexa; Aconoidasida; Haemosporida; Plasmodiidae. The record is from RefSeq and is a predicted model, not a curated record. Bases 1 to 1185 code for a protein of 394 amino acids.
AUGCAAAAAAUAAUUAUACCUGAGAGAUUAAAAGCAUACUUUAAUGGUAACGCGUUAGGAUUGCCAUCAGUUAAUUUUUAUAAAAAUCUGGAUUAUGAUUUAAUUUAUUUUGGUCAUAAUGAUAUAAGGGAUAUGCGUGUUAAAGAAUUAGAGGAGUAUCAUAACAUAUGUGAAAAAUUCCUUAAAAAAUAUAAAAAUAUUUGGAUUAAAAGUCUAUGUGCAGUACUCCUAAAAUACUUAAAAACGUCAAGUAAAAUAUCCAAUAAACAAAAUAAUGAUUAUGAGGAUUGCACACUUUUGAGCUAUUGGGUAUAUGAUAGAUUGUCUGGAAUAUAUCAUAAGUACCCCCGUGUUAUUAAAAUUAUGUAUGCUAACCUUCAACUAUUAUGGAAUUAUCUUAUUGAACAUUCAGUAUAUAGUUCAUUUUACGAUAAAUGUAAACCAGACUUUCAUAUACCAAGUCAGUAUAACUGGAAAAAGAGAAAGGAGUUAUAUGAUUAUUGUGUCGACUAUCAAACACUUUUUAAUACUGCUAUAAACUACGAUAAAAAGCGCUCUUAUAUUUACAAAUAUAUAAAUAAUAAAGCUCCAUUAUAUGCUGAGUUUGACAGGCAUUGUCCUCAAGAUGAUAAUGAUAAAUGUCCAGAAUUUUUAAGAAAAUGUAAGGAUCAUAAUCCAGAAAAUGUUUUAAAUCAUAUUGAGUGUAAAAUAAAAUUACGUACUGAAAAAACUCAGGAUUCUUCUACAGCAUGCCCACAUGAAUUCAGCUCACAUUCUCACACACAAUCGAAUAGUUCAUUAGAAGAUCAAACCGGUAAACCAUUUGUACCUUCAUCUGAUGAUGCUUUUGGAUCAACGGAUGAACUCACUAUUGACGAUGAUUCAUCAAUACAUAUAUAUAGAGUAGAUGGUUUUUUUGAUUUAUUUAUAAACAAUGACAGUUCGAACAUUGUAGGUAUAUUAGGAAAAAUAUUUCUUGGAUUGGUUUUAUUUACUACUCUUUCUGGAAUUUUAUAUAAAUUUACACCCAUAGGAAUCCGCUUGCGCAAAGUAUUUAAACGAAAAAAAAAUAUCAUAAGAGGAAAAAAUAGACAUCGUGAUGAAUUAUUUGGCUAUCCAUCAGAAUCACAUUAUCCAAAUUAUGUAAAUGAAGAUGAACAAUAUAUAGGUUAUCAUACUGAGUAA